AUGCCUAGCAAUGAGAUUGUCAAGAAUAUUUCGUCAACGGUCUUACCUAAAUCAAAGCUACACUGCCAUCCUGAGAAAUUUUACGAAUGUGAAAUAUGUGGGGAACAUUUUAAUCGUGCAUCAAGUCUUGGAAUACAUAUGAAAUCACAUGAAUGUCAUAUUUGUGGAAUGUCAUUUGGACUUUAUCGCACUCUCAAAAUUCAUCUUACAGUUCACACAGCUAAAAAAACACAUAAAUGUGAAAUAUGUAGGAAGCGUUUUAUAAGGAAGGUUGCUCUGAAAACUCACAUGCAAAAGCAUAUAAAACGAAAGCAAAAGAGACAGAAGAAAGUUAGAGAAGUAUCAGUGGAAAUGAAUACAGUAUCCAGUGGAGUACUUCCUACAAACCAAAGUUCCCGGACACUUGAGACUCGCAAUGAUAACAAACCUUAUCAAUGCAACAUUUGCAAGUUUUCUUUUGAUUACUUUGUUGAUCUUAAGACACAUUGUGUAAUAAACGGUCAUUUACUUUGUAAAGAAAUGUUUACUAUGGCCAGUUCUUCAAGAAAUGAUGUUUCAAGCAGUAAACAUGGAAAUCCAUCUGUUGGCAUUCCACCAGUCAACGCAGCUGAAAACUCUAGUAAAAUGCUUCCACAAAAAAUUGUUAAAAAAGAGGACAAAUUAAAUUUUGAAAAUCCUUUUUUAUUUAUGACUCCUGAAGAAAACAAUUUGGAAAAUUUUAUAAAACCGCUAAUUGGUAAAGUGAGACGCUAUGCCUGUCUGAUUUGUGGAAAAACAGCGAAACGAAUGUCAACUAUGAAAAUGCACAUUAUGGUACACUCGCAUAAAAAACCACACAAAUGUGAUAUUUGUGGAAAAUCAUUUGGACUUAUUCAGAACCUUAAUCGACAUACGCUGACUCAUUCAAAUCAAGAGGAACUCAGAUGUGAUGUAUGCAAAAAAGAUUUCACACAAAGAAAAGACUUAACAGAUCAUAUAAGGGAAUAUCAUCGGUUUAGCGGCCAUAUUAAUAAACCUGGCGAUACACAGCAAUUUGAAACAAAACAAGCUGAUGAGUCAUCGAAUUUCAAAGUUGCACCAAAACAAAAUCCUGUCAUAAUUAAAGAAGAAAUACCUGAAUUUACAGAACUAAACGAAGCCAGCGGUCUUGAGUUAACAUGCAAUGGAAAGCCAUAUGAAUGUGAUGUAUGUGGGGAGACAUUUACUUUGGCAGCAUCACUGCAUCUACACACUUUACUCCAUAACAAUAACCAUAUAUACAUUUGCCGUGUGUGUGGUAAAACAUUUUUGCAAAUGUGUGAUCUCAAACAACAUUCUAUAUUGCAUCAUUCCAAUAGAAAAUCAUAG
Messenger RNA from Styela clava, 1347 nucleotides. Lineage: Eukaryota; Metazoa; Chordata; Ascidiacea; Stolidobranchia; Styelidae. The record is from RefSeq and is a predicted model, not a curated record.